Paramecium pentaurelia is the source of this 225-nucleotide messenger RNA. The record is from the annotation of a GenBank genome assembly. NCBI's taxonomy places the organism in Eukaryota, Ciliophora, Oligohymenophorea, Peniculida, Parameciidae.
AUGAAAGCUUUAAAACCGUGGAAAUACCCUAAUUCAGUGGAGAUAUCUGAAGCCAAUCAUUUGAUACUAAGACGAUUAGCAUAAAUAGAUAGAAGACCUUUCUAUAACUUUAAAGAUCAAAUGAAAGAAUUUCGCAAACAUAUCGAAAUAGUUGAGAAUCGAAAAAAAUGGUUUGCUAUAUCUAGAAGUUAUUCUCCAGUUCCAUAUCGCAGAAAGAAACUGUGA